ACCUGACAGCUGACAGUUGUCUUGACAGCCGCAUAAACAAUAUCCCGAAUCGAAUAUGAAAGUUUAACUACAUUUAAAUAUGGAAAUAGUAAAAACUAGCCUAGAUGCCCUAUUACAACGUGCUACAAACCCGUUAAAUCAAAACGUAGAUGAAGCCGCAGUAGAGGCUUUUUGCGUUCUAGUAAAUAAAGAAAAGGACGGUUACCACAUCGGUGUUAAACUUUUAGCGGCUAGAUUACACUCAAAAGAAGAACGCGAAGUUUUACAAACGUUAAGCGUUUUAGAUACUUGCAUGCAAAGAUGUGGUAAUACAUUUCGAUCUGAAGUGGGAAAGUUUCGGUUUCUAAAUGAAAUGAUUAAAUUGGUCUCGCCGAAAUAUUUGGGGCUACAAACGCCUAUGACUGUAAGACACAAGGUUGUGAGGAUGAUUUUUUGGUGGACACAUGAUUAUCCGAAAGAAACUAAAAUUAUGGAAGCUUACGAGAUGUUAAGAAAACAAGGUUUGAUUAAAGAAGUUACUGUUAGUUUAGGAACCGAGGAACAAGCUAACAAUAAACCAAAGAAUUCUAUUUUUUGUGAUGAGGAAAAAUCGAAACUGUUACAGAAGUUAUUGCAAAGUAAAAAUCCUGAGGAUUUACAAGCUGCUAAUAGAUUAAUUAAAUGCAUGGUUAAAGAGGAUGAUAAACGAGCGGAAUUAAAAAGUAGGAAAAUAUUAGAGGUUGAGUCUGUUUACAGCAAUGUAAGGUUGUUAAAAGAAAUGUUGGAGAGUUAUAAUAAAAAUGGUGGUACACCGGAUGAUUUAGCCUUAAUUCGUGAAAUACAUCAAAAUUGUGAACGACUACAACCAAAAAUUCAUAGUUUGGCUACAGAAUGUCAACAAAAUGAUGAUAUGAUUGGUGACCCAGUAGGUGAUUUACUCAAUGCAAGUGACGAACUCUGUCAAGUAUUUGAAGAUUACAAACGUGUAAUCAUCGAUGGAAAAACUGAGUUUAAAACGAAAAAUUUACUCUUAGAAAAUGGACCGUCUUUGUUAGAUUUGGGUGUUAAUAAAACGGAUGCGGAAUUACUCUUAGAAACGAAACAAAAUUUAACAGAAAAAAUUGAUUCUAAACCAGGUUAUGAUGUGUUAUGUGAUAUAUUUUCGAAUGAAAGUUCUUCAGUGAUGUUGGGAGUUGAUGCUGAUAUUUUAAAACCAACAUCUCUUGUAGGUCAAGUUGGAAAUGAUUCUCCAAAAUUAAAUGGAAAAUUAAAAGCUUUUGAAGAACUUGACGCUUUAGGUGAGAAUUUAUUGAAACAAAAUUUGCAAUUGUCAACAAGACAAGGACAUCAAUUUCAAAAACUUCCAGAAAAAGUUCCAAUGAAUAUGUUAAGUAAACAAAACUCAACAACAAAAAUUAACACCGAAAAUAACGAGAGAAAAUCUUCAUCAAUCGAUCCCUUGGAUUUCGAUUUAACCUAUUUAUUAGAAAAACAGUCGUUAAACUCAAAUUUAAACCCUAGUAAAAAUAACGAUCAAAAUGGUGAUGAUUUAUUAGUUGAUAUUACCGAAGAAAUUGAAAAGAAAGAUGAAAAAGAAAAGAACAAAUUGGAAGUAUCUCAAAAAAAUGACGAACCUAAAGAAUCUCUUAUUAAUAAUGAAUCUAAAGUUAAAAUGGAAGUGAAAUUAACCGAUAUUUUUGUUGCUAUUGAAAGUAUAAAACCGUCUACUAUUCCACCUCUCAUAGCUCUUGAAGAAAAAAGUGGAAUCUCAGUAACUUUACAUUUUGCCAGAGAUAAACCCAGAGAAGAUGUCUCAGUUAUUGUCGUAACUAUUAUUAGUAAAAAUGAACUACCUCUCAAAAACAUUUUAUUUCGAGCCAUUGUACCUAAGGUUUGUAAAGUGAAAUUGCAACCUCCUUCAGCAACAGAUUUACCACCGUUUAAUCCAUUUUUACCUCCAUCUGCGAUUACUCAAGUUAUGUUAAUUGCGAAUCCUGAAAAUGUGAAUGUCUCCUUAAAAUUUAUCGUAAGUUAUAAUAUCGAUGAAGAAACGACGACGGAAAUGGGAGAAAUUGAAAGUUUACCUAAUGUAGAAAAAAACAGUAACAACACACAAUAAAUGAUUAUUUUAUUUACAGGGUGAAUCUGCAUAAAUAAUUUAUUUAUUUUUUUAUAAUUUUUAAUUUGAAUCAAGCAAAUGUCUUGUUCAAAUUUUAACGAGAUUUUAAACAGUUAAUUGAAAAAGAUUGAUAAUUAAUUAGUUAAUUAAUUAUGAUGUUAACAAUAGUAAUUUUGAUUAUAAUUAUUCAGAUUCACCUUGUAUAAUUAAUAAGUGAUUGAUGACAAUUUUAGUCAUUACAUUUUAUCUAAGCGAAAAUCAGUUAGUUUAUCUAGCCUCUACUUUUAUCGUAUCUUAAUAAAACAAGCCCGUUUUUCCGUUUUUGCUUGUCUAAUAAACGUUGCCUUGUCGAUGGUUACUUAGUACCACAAUUAUUACUAUACUUAUAAAAUCUAGAUUUAUGCGGAAAUAAUCUUAUUAUUUCUCUUUAUUUUACACUUUUAUUAUUUGAAUCUCUUUAACUCCAAUUGAUUUUACACAUUAUUAUUCACUUAAUUAUUUUACGCGGUUAAUUUUUGUUUUAGGUAUCUUGUUGUAAUGUUGGAUAGUUUUAUUUCUUCAAGUUGAUUUUUAUGCACCUUGUAUUAUUUUUAUGUGAUAUA
Messenger RNA from Onthophagus taurus, 2700 nucleotides. RefSeq names its product ADP-ribosylation factor-binding protein Gga (gene Gga). Gene Ontology annotation, biological process: Golgi to plasma membrane transport; protein localization to cell surface; intracellular protein transport. Gene Ontology annotation, cellular component: trans-Golgi network. Lineage: Eukaryota; Metazoa; Arthropoda; Insecta; Coleoptera; Scarabaeidae. Gene Ontology annotation, molecular function: ubiquitin binding; phosphatidylinositol binding; small GTPase binding. The record is from RefSeq and is a predicted model, not a curated record.